Messenger RNA from Hypoxylon fragiforme, 812 nucleotides. RefSeq lists its product as uncharacterized. Gene Ontology annotation, biological process: positive regulation of proteasomal ubiquitin-dependent protein catabolic process; ubiquitin-dependent protein catabolic process; protein polyubiquitination. Gene Ontology annotation, molecular function: zinc ion binding; ubiquitin conjugating enzyme binding; ubiquitin protein ligase activity. NCBI's taxonomy places the organism in Eukaryota, Fungi, Ascomycota, Sordariomycetes, Xylariales, Hypoxylaceae. The record is from RefSeq and is a predicted model, not a curated record. Gene Ontology annotation, cellular component: cytoplasm; ubiquitin ligase complex. The transcript has 2 exons. The coding region runs from base 102 to 812 and encodes 236 amino acids.
CCACCAUCUUUCAUUACCCAAAAAUCAACACCGCUUCCUAGGUGUUGAGUAACCCCUGAAAGAAUACCUCUUUAAAAAAAAAAUUGAACAGUUCUCCCGUCAUGGAUUUGGACCCAGACAUGGACUCAGAUCACGAGGUCAUGGCCAGAGUGGAGCUAUCCUUCGCGCGAGCUUCCCGCCAACUAAUGAACCAGCCGUGCGUCUGCUGCAACGAGAAUAAGCCCGAGGACGAGAAGAUUCGCCUCGACUGCACACACACGUACUGCCACGAGUGUUUCAAGGCCUUCUUCGAGUCGUCGACGAAGGGCGUGUCCGUUUUCCCGCCCGCGUGCUGCGGCAUCGAUAUCCCUGCCGAGGCCAUCGAGCAGUUGAAGGACCCCGAGCUCCUCGAGAUCUACCACGCCAAGGCUCAAGAGAUCAGCAGCGAGGUCAAAGUGUACUGCCAUGUGAAGACAUGCUCCAAGUUUAUCCCCAUGAGCGAGCACGCCGGAACCGACGCCUGCUGCCCCAAGUGCCACGCCGUCACCUGCAUCACCUGCCUGGAAGCCGCCCACCCCGGAGCUGAAUGCAGCGGGCCCUCUGAAGACAUCAAAGGUGUCCUCGACAUCGGCGAGCAGAACGGUUGGAAGCAAUGUCCUAGCUGCCACGUCAUGGUUGAUCGCAAGCAAGGCUGCAACCAGAUACUGUGCGUGUGCAAUGCCGAGUUCUGCUACAAUUGUACCGCUAUCUGGAGAACGUGCGACUGCACCAACCAGGAAGAACCGGAUGACGAGGAAGAGUCAGAGAAUGAUUCAGACAGUGACUUCUCGUGA